ACAGUCUUGUUUACAACAGUCAACAGUUUUUGACAACAGUUGUUGACAACAGUUUACACUCAACUACUCUGUUCAGACUACACGACUUGCAAAAACAUAGCGAUGGCGAAUUUCAAGCUUUCCAGUGACAUGCAUACGAACUCGUCGACUAGACGUUGCGAUGAAUGGUCAUCUGAAGAUGUGAAAGAGUGGCUUUGCUCAAAUGGCUUCAGGAAAUAUAGCGAAUUUUUGUGUGACAUGCAUGAAUUGGAUGGUGUCGCCUUGAUAAUGCUUUCCGAGGAGGAUUUUAGACGUCCUCCAUUAUGUGAAACGUUUCAAGUGCUAGGUGAUGUGAAGCGACUCCUGGCGGCUCUCAGAAAGCUACAAAUUGAAAAUUCUGAUACCCUGAAAGAGCUUGGCAUUGAUAUGACCACUGAGGAAGUGCUACAUUCUGGCUCUAGGCCAAUCCACAUUCAUAAACAUUAUGGCCAGAAGUAUAGCUGUGGGCCAGUGCAACGCAGUGACAGUACAGAUUCUCCAGACGUUUCGCUACAUCCUGCGACUAGCAGAGGCACCUGUGAUACAUGUUUCCCUCCGGAAAUCUGGAAAACAUUGAUAGCUGCAGGAUACAUGAAUGUUGUACUCCUGGUCACAUCAUUUGUCAUGGUGAUAGUACAUGACAGAGUUCCAGAUAUGGAGACAUAUCCACCACUUCCUGACAUAUUUCUGGAUAACUUCCCAACAGUUCCUUGGGCCUUCAUACUGUGUGAAUAUAUUGGGAUGGGACUGAUGCUCGUUCUGUUUUCCACGCUCUUCAUUCACAAGCACAGAUUCAUCGUUCUGCGACGCAUUUUCUCUAUUGGUGGCACAGUUUUCUUUCUUCGUUGCAUCUCAAUGGUGAUAACAUCACUGUCAGUACCUGGAAUACAUCUGGAGUGUCACGAAAAGAUGUACGGCAGCUUGUUGGAACAAUUAAAACGAGGUCUUGAGAUCUACGCUGGCAUGGGCAUGGCCACACAAGGAGUGCGGUCAUGUGGCGACUACAUGUUCAGUGGACAUACAUGCGUUCUCACCCUGCUAAACUUUUUCAUCACAGAGUGCAGGUUUUCUGCUCUAAUGUUCACCGGCUGA
Messenger RNA from Priapulus caudatus, 1110 nucleotides. RefSeq names its product sphingomyelin synthase-related protein 1-like. The transcript has 7 exons. Gene Ontology annotation, molecular function: sphingomyelin synthase activity; protein binding; ceramide cholinephosphotransferase activity. Bases 103 to 1110 code for a protein of 335 amino acids. Gene Ontology annotation, cellular component: endoplasmic reticulum membrane; Golgi membrane. The record is from RefSeq and is a predicted model, not a curated record. Gene Ontology annotation, biological process: ceramide biosynthetic process. Lineage: Eukaryota; Metazoa; Priapulida; Priapulimorpha; Priapulimorphida; Priapulidae.